CCUGGGGCGGGCUCUUAUCAUAUCCAAGUAGCCUGUACAGGUUGCCUGGGAAGCCUAAGGCUCUUCAGCCCUCUGUGGCUCUCGGAGCCCACAGAACCCAAAAGGAAAGGGAGACACCUCCUUCCUGUCACCAGCUCUAACCACUGUGUGCUCCUGCCCAGGAAAGGCCUAGAGGAAGAGGCCAGAGAAACAGUCCUGCCAUCGCUCUUCAAAGCCACCUAACCCUAUCCUCUCAGCCUCUGGAGACCCCAUGGCCCUGGCUCACUGGGGCUGCUGGCCCUGGCUUAUCCUUCUCUGUGCUUAUGCCUGGAGUUACCCAAAGCCUGUGAACCUUGGAAGAGAGGAUGUGAGAAACUGUUCAACCAAUCCUCCGCACCUUCCAGUUACUGCAGUCAAUACUACAGCACAGCUCACAGCCCUCCGCCAGCAGAUAAAGGCCUGGAAUCUCUCUGCCUACAUCAUCCCAGACACGGAUGCACACAUGAGUGAGUACAUUGGCAGACAUGAUGAGAGGCGUGCAUGGAUGACAGGCUUCACAGGAACUGCAGGUAUUGCUGUGGUGACCAUGGGAAAGGCAGCUCUCUGGACUGACAGUCGGUACUGGACUCAGGCAGAGCGACAGAUGGACUGCAACUGGGAACUCCAUAAAGAAGUGAAUUCCCUUACCUCCUGGAUUGCUGCUGAAAUUCCUACUGGAGGGCGUGUGGGUGUGGAUCCCUUCCUCUUCUCAGUUGAUACCUGGGAAGUUUAUGACCUGGACCUUCAAGAAGCCAACAGACAACUAGUAUCCAUUACCACCAACCUUGUGGAUUUGGUGUGGGGAUCUGAGAGGCCACCAGUGCCAAGUCAACCCAUUUAUGCCCUGCAGGAGGCAUUCAUAGGGAGCACUUGGCAGGAGAAAGUAUCUGACAUCCGAAGUCAGAUGCAGAAGCAUAGCAUGGCUCCAACUGCUGUCCUUCUGUCGGCGCUGGAUGAGACAGCCUGGCUUUUCAACCUUCGCAGCAGUGACAUCCCCUUCAACCCCUUCUUCUAUUCCUACACUCUGCUCACCAACUGUUCCAUCAGGUUAUUUGCAAACAAGAGUCGUUUUAGUCCCGAGACUCUGCAGUACCUGAACUCAAACUGCACAGGCCCCAUGUGUGUGCAAAUUGAGGACUACAAUCAAGUUCGAGACAGCAUCCAGGCCUACACCUUAGGAAACGUGAAGAUCUGGAUUGGGACCAAAUAUACCACACAUGGGCUUUAUGAAGUGAUACCCGAGGAGAAACUCCAGACAGACAACUACUCCCCAGUGAUGGUGACCAAGGCAAUGAAGAACAGCAAGGAGCAGACCCUUCUCAAGUCCAGCCAUGUGCGGGAUGCUGUGGCUGUAAUUCGGUACUUGGUAUGGCUGGAGAAGAAUGUACCAAAAGGCACUGUGGAUGAGUUCUCUGGGGCACAGCUCUUGGACAAGUUCCGAGGAGAAGAAGACUUUUCCUCUGGACCCAGUUUCCAAACCAUUUCUGCUAGCGGCCUGAAUGCUGCCCUGGCCCACUACAGCCCAACCCAGGAGAUGCAUCGCAAGCUGUCCUCAGAUGAAAUGUACCUGGUGGAUUCUGGGGGACAAUACUGGGAUGGGACCACAGAUAUCACCAGAACAGUCCACUGGGGCACCCCUUCCGCCUUCCAAAAGGAGACAUAUACCCGUGUGUUGAUGGGAAACAUAGAUCUGUCCAGACUCAUCUUUCCUGUUGGGACAUCAGGGAGAAUGGUGGAAGCCUUUGCCCGCAAAGCCUUGUGGAAUAUUGGGCUCAAUUAUGGUCAUGGGACAGGCCAUGGCAUUGGAAAUUUCCUGGGUGUACAUGAAUGGCCAGUGGGAUUCCAAUCAGGCAACAUUCCUAUGGUCAAGGGCAUGUUCACAUCCAUUGAACCUGGCUACUAUCGGGAUGGAGAAUUUGGGAUUCGUCUUGAAGAUGUGGCCCUUGUGGUGGAAGCAAAGACCAAGUAUCCAGGAUCCUACCUGACCUUUGAAGUGGUGUCCUUCGUGCCCUAUGACCGGAACCUCAUCGAUGUCAGCUUGCUGUCCCCAGAUCAGCUCCAGUACCUGAAUCACUACCACCAGACCGUCUGGGAGAAGGUGGGCCCUGAGCUACAACGUCGCCAACUGCUGGAGGAAUUGGCAUGGCUGCGGCAACACACAGAACCCCUGUCUGCCAGGGCCCCAAACAUGGCCUCCUUGGCCUCUGUUUUGGUGGCCUCUACUUUUGCCAUUCUUGGCUGGAAUAGCUAGAAACUCCCAACUCCUCUGUUGAUCUCCCACCUGCAUGUAGGUUCAAAGCUCCCCUCCCCCUGCCCUAGCUAUAUAUGCCCCCAAAGGCAAUGCAAGCCUGUUGCCUAGUAACUUUUGCCCUCAACCUCCUUCAGGACCAAACUCUAAGCAGCACAUUUCCCCUUCCUCCAAGGCCAAUACACCUCCCCCUGGGUUCCCAACCCUAGUUCCCAGGAUAAUAGAGCUCAGUGAUCAUCCCCUUCUCCCCCUGCUAUAGCUGUUCCUCCUAUACCAAAUAAAAGAACCAUAGGGCAGUGCCCCUACUCUUAGGGACCCCAUAGCCCAGGAAGAGCCUUACACUAUCACCCAUCUGCUGGGGAUGGAUGGCCAUCCAUACUGGCUCCUGACUUGGUGGUAUUCCCACAUCCUAAAGACUGCCUCAGAACAAUCUCAGUGUCCCCAGGGCUAUCAUGGCCUCCUGGCUACAGCGCAUAGGACUUGAAGGAACUAGGUUUUCUCCAGAUUGCCUGCUGUACCUAGAGAGGGAGGAUGGAUACAUCCUCUGGCUGCUGACUGCCAUCCUAGGAUUGAGAACAGAUUUGCAAGAGGUAGGAUGGGUCUGGGCAGGGACAUGCACAACCCCCCCCUGCUCACAUACGAGUUCCUAACCCCUGAUUAUGCCCCAUGCUGAGAGACAGCAUGAAAAGUUAGGGUGCAAUAAGCAUGAAAAGUUAGGGUGCAAUAAUUUGGCUAUGUGCUAGGCACGGACUGUGGCAUCCAGGGAACAACCUAGGUAACCACAUGGCAUCACUAUCCAAAGACUUUCCUGACAUCCAAGCUGUCCUUUGAACUUUCUGAAGCACAGCCACAGUGCCAAUGUUAUUAAAUCUUCCCAAGUCCUUAGCUGGCCCUUCACUUUGGAUGGGCAGAAUCUGAUUUCCCCAUUUUACAGACAGGAAAACUGAGGUCCAAGUAGGAGGUGGGUUCUUCCCAUGGACACACAGCAGGGUGUAAGUGGACCAGCAGUCCAGCUCCUUUGCCCUUCAGCACCAUGAUGGAUCUCUUCACCUACCUCCUAGGCCCCUCCUCACCCACUGAGCCCACUGUUGAGAGAGAAGAGUUUUCUCUAGUCUUGGCCGUUAGCCACCUGGGCUCACAUCCUGCUAGAUGCUUAAAACAGCUUUGUGAAGA
Perognathus longimembris pacificus (Pacific pocket mouse) is the source of this 3439-nucleotide messenger RNA. It is a transcript of the gene Xpnpep2, whose product is annotated as X-prolyl aminopeptidase 2. The transcript is spliced from 21 exons. Lineage: Eukaryota; Metazoa; Chordata; Mammalia; Rodentia; Heteromyidae. Gene Ontology annotation, molecular function: metalloaminopeptidase activity. The record is from RefSeq and is a predicted model, not a curated record. The coding region runs from base 251 to 2269 and encodes 672 amino acids.